GCUCCAGCCAGGUGGAGUGCAGGCGAGGCUGGGCCUGGCUGGGGCGUGGACACUGCGCUCCUCAGCCGCUGAGCCUCCAGAUUGAGCCCCGUCGGAUCCCCCCCAAGAGUCCGGCCCAGAUGUAAAAGACUGAGGCGGGGGUGAAUGUGCAGAGUUCAGCCCUGAUUGCCUCCACCCAAGAGCUCCAUGCAGGUGCCACAGGAUAAAGACGACCUUGCCUGCCAGCCCUGGUACCACGGUCAGCUGUCUCGACAGGGAGCUGAAGCCCUUCUACGACAAGACGGCGACUUCCUUGUUCGUGCCUCAGAGUCCCAAGACGGCUACCCGGUAAUCUCCUGCCGUUGGCGAGGCAAGACCCUCCAUUUUGAGGUGUUCCGAGUGACACUGCGGCCCAGGCCUGGUCGCCCACCGGCCCUCUAUCAGCUAGAAGAUGAAAGGUUUGCCAGCAUGUCGGCCCUGGUCCACAGUUACAUGACCCGCAGACAGCCACUGUCUCAGGCCACAGGAGCUGUGGCCUCCAGGCCCGUGAGUCGUCAGAGGCCACUGACACGCAGCUUCAGUGAGAAUGUGCUCACAGACAGCCUGGCCGCCACCAGGCCUCUCAGGCCUAGAAAGUGGAGUUUCAGCCAGCCUGCAAAUUUGGACCAUUCUGGAAGAGGCGAAGAAGAUGGUGCCAAAGCAGGAGCGCCCCCUGCUUUUAGAUCUGCCCUACAUCGGACAGGCAGCGAGCCCACACUGCUGAAGGCCCUGCCUCACCUGGGAACUAUGGCGGAUAGUCUCAGAGCCUCUGACGGACGGCUUCACAUGAAGGCUCCCUCCAAGCCGCUCCGGACACCCUGCCUGGCCUCUGGACACCCCUCAGCAUACUGCGAACUCCUCCCCCGAGUGCCCAGUGCUCAGAGAGCGACCCCCAGUGCAAGCUGUCCGGAGCCAGAGGCCUGGUGGGAAGUCGAGGAGGAAGAGGGAGAAGCGGACAGAUGCUUUGUAAGACCACACUCUGAGGUCUCAUUCUGCAUCCCUGGCCACCCCUCCCGCCUGCUGGGCCCCCAGAAUCGGCCCUUGGACCCUACAGUCCUGAGUACUCUCCGAAACUUGUUGGUGGCACACCAUCCCGGGAGCACCGCUCUACACCUGCUGCUGGUGGAUUGCCAGGCUGUAGGCCUGCUGGGGGUGAGCAAGAGUCAGAGGCGUGCCAUGGGCGUUGCCUCUGGUCUAGAGCUACUCACACUUCCUCAUGGUCAUCGCCUGAGGUUGGAGGUGUUAGAGAGGAUUGAGACCCUGGCGCUGGCCGGGGCCCUGGCUGUGCUGGGUUGCCCGGGGCAUCUGGAGGAGCGCACGGCUGCUCUGAAGGGGCUGGUGGAGCUGGCGUUGGCGCUGAGGCCAGGAGCGACAGGGGACCUGCUGGGGCUGGCUGGGGUCAUGGGCGCCCUGCUCAUGCCCCAGGUAUCCAGGUUAGAGAGCACUUGGCGUCAUCUACGAAGGAACCACACGGAGGCUGCGCUGCUGUUUGAACAAGAGCUAAAGCCUCUGAUGCGGGCUCUGGAUGAAAGUACAGGGCCCUGCAACCCAGGUGAGGUGGCCCUGCCACACGUGGCACCGGUGGUGCGUCUGAUGGAGGGCGAGGAGACCUCUGGGCCGCUGGACGAGUCCUGCGACCGACUGCUGCGCACCCUGCUCGGGGCGCGACAGGUGGCCCGUGAUGCACCCCGGUUCCGCAGGGCGGCAGCCCAGCGCCUGCAAGGAUUCAGGCCCAACCCAGAACUACGGGAGGCACUGACCACCAGCUUCCUGCGCCGCCUACUCUGGGGAAGCAAGGGGGCCCAGGACACUACAGCCCACCGCCUAGAGAAGUUCCAACGUGUCCUCAGCAUCCUGUCCCAACAACUAGAGCCUCAGGGCUGACGGCCAGGCCCCCAUUUUAGACUUGAGAGACCCCAAGGAUGUGGCUCCCAGCUAUUCAAGAGGAUAUGAAAUGAACUUGGUGAAGUGGUCUACACCCGUAAACUCCAGCAGUUGGGAAAUGGAGAUGGGAGGAUCAGGAGUUCAAGGCCAGCCUCAGCUACUUCAUAGAGUUUGAAGCUUGGGCUCUAUGAAAAUUAUGAGAAAAACGUUUUAAAAAUAUGACCCCUCCUGGGAUCAAAGUUUACAAGGAUGUCUCUUAAACUGGACCCCAAGAGACUGGGGUAUGAUAGCUGCCUCUAGUUUAUCAAAAUACCUACUCAAGUACCCAGAGACCAACUGUCACACUCCCAUAUAUACCCCUUAUUCAUCCACACAUACUUUGUGGGAUACCCAGAGAGCAACCACUUGGUGAACACGUGACUUUUCUAAAUAAAAACACCUUAGAGAUUUGGUAUCAAAGUUCAAA
This is a messenger RNA of Mesocricetus auratus (golden hamster), 2368 nucleotides long. It is a transcript of the gene Sh2d3a, whose product is annotated as SH2 domain containing 3A. Gene Ontology annotation, biological process: small GTPase-mediated signal transduction; positive regulation of peptidyl-serine phosphorylation. Lineage: Eukaryota; Metazoa; Chordata; Mammalia; Rodentia; Cricetidae. Gene Ontology annotation, molecular function: guanyl-nucleotide exchange factor activity. The record is from RefSeq and is a predicted model, not a curated record. The transcript has 10 exons. The coding region runs from base 187 to 1902 and encodes 571 amino acids.